AUGUCAUCGUUCUUACCAGUUAACAAUGUCUCUUCGCCAGCGGACCGUGUUAUGGAAGGUUCGGGUGCAACUUCCGCUACGCCCCGCCCUCACCUGAACCACACCUCCGCGACACCGGGCGCCGAGACUUCAACCGAGAUAAAGGACGAGCGAUUCUCACGGAGAACAACUAUCUCAGACGGAUCCCGAGCGAGUACCCAUUCGAUGUCGGAUGAGACUAUACAAGCCGAAUCAGAUGGCGACCGCGAUGGCUCGGACCAUGAUACAGACCACAAAGAACAUGCGCCGCCUUCGAAAAAGAAGAAAGGGCAACGAUUUUAUUGUACCGAAUUUCCGCCGUGCAAUCUGAGCUUCACGCGCAGUGAGCAUUUGGCCCGACAUAUCCGAAAACAUACCGGGGAGCGUCCUUUCCAGUGCCAUUGCUCAAGGCGUUUCUCUAGACUCGACAACUUGCGGCAACAUGCUCAGACCGUGCACGUGAACGAAGAAAUUCCAGGGGAUUCGCUAGCAGCCACCGGCACUCGCUUCCAACGUCAAAUACGGACCGAUCGUGUGCGCCCCCAAGGGCGGGCAAGAGCGGGCACAGGAGGCAGCCAAGGUACUCAUAGCAGGGGACAUAGCAGGAAUCUCUCGACUUCAAGCAUUACGUCAACCGCCUCAACAUUCAGCCAGCCGGCCGAACUGCGUCGGCGCCCGGCCCCGCAGUUGAUGAUGGCCACCGACGGAGGCGCGAGGACGAGAUUGACCCUCGAUCCCAUGGUCGACACUCCCACCACACCCCCCGGACAAGUGCGAGGACUCCCAGGCGCCCCCGGCAGUUCCCCUUAUACACCGUCUCGUAUGUUCCCUGGGAGUAACGCUUCGCCCAUGCCUGCAUCACACCCAUCAAACUUUUGGGAUGGAAAGACUGCAGCUCGUCGCUUAUCCGUUCCCUCGGGCGUCAACCCAUUCGCGCCACACCAUUACCCUGCGCCUUACCCUUCUUCCACGUACGCAGGACCAGAAGUAUAUGCCAGUCCUAUUAAUACCCAUAACCCAUUGUCCAGAGAUGAUGGAGGCUACCACCCAACGGAAGCCGAACUGCGAAGAAGGACAUGGCACCCUUCAACAUGGGCGAAUACUCCUCGCGCAGAAUACGGUAGUAUUGGCAACGCGCAAACUCCCGAAACUUUCCCACCGGCUUCAGGAGGUAACGAAUCGGCGGGCCAGCCACCUCGUCUACCAGGCAUUGAAAGUUUCGAUAAAGUUGUUGCGCAGCGACCUCUGACACCACCAAUCCGGAGACCAAGUCCGAUGCAGGUCGACGCACAGUCCAGACCACUGGGCCCUGGCUAUAAUUUCAGCGGAGGCUUCAACUAUGCACCACCAUCAACUCGACCAGCUCCGCCCAUCUCUGGCCCUGGCCAUCGACGAGGACAUGUGUCGUGGGAUUUAUCGUUGCAUACAAAUUUGACCGGCCUGCAGAUCAGAGAUAAACCGGUUCCUCAGCGGGAUGCAUCUCAUUGGGGUCAACAAACAAUCUCCGAGAUUCAUAACGUCGGAUCACGCCCGUCAUCCUCAUAUCAGCAGCAGCUCCAGGAGUUUCGUGGCCCAAACAGCCACACAUCCUCUACCUACAGCACCGCAACUUCGGGCUCGCUUGCCACACGGACAAGCCCGGAAGACUCAAGCAGCAGUGAGGGGGUAAAUACUCCUUCAACUGCAUCUCUUGAGUACCAUCCUGCAAUUGUGCACAACAAUGGCUAUGUCGAGCCUCACCAUCCUUCAUUUCCUUCUGACUCAUCACAAACAGCUUGUCCUCCGCUACCACCACAGCACGAUGCCUACCAUGCAAAAUCUGACUCGCGGCCCGAUUUCAGCCAUCCUUCCAGAGACCCUGGAAUGGGUAGACUCGAAGCGCUAGUCGCAGUCGCCACGAGCGAAAACAAGAAUUCUGCCAACAUCAUGGUUUAG
This is a messenger RNA of Aspergillus calidoustus, 1953 nucleotides long. The record is from the annotation of a GenBank genome assembly. NCBI's taxonomy places the organism in Eukaryota, Fungi, Ascomycota, Eurotiomycetes, Eurotiales, Aspergillaceae.